Juglans regia (Persian walnut) is the source of this 2172-nucleotide messenger RNA. Its product is annotated as wall-associated receptor kinase-like 22. NCBI's taxonomy places the organism in Eukaryota, Viridiplantae, Streptophyta, Magnoliopsida, Fagales, Juglandaceae. The record is from RefSeq and is a predicted model, not a curated record. Gene Ontology annotation, biological process: protein phosphorylation; cell surface receptor signaling pathway. The transcript is spliced from 3 exons. Gene Ontology annotation, molecular function: calcium ion binding; polysaccharide binding; protein serine/threonine kinase activity. The coding region runs from base 1 to 2172 and encodes 723 amino acids. Gene Ontology annotation, cellular component: plasma membrane.
AUGGCAACGGCAGCACUAGCAGCAGCAACUAAUGGAUCAGCCCUCCCUAACUGCCCCAACUGGUGUGGAGAUGUUGAAAUUCCAUAUCCAUUUGGUAUAGGUGAAGGUUGCUACCUAAAUAAAAACUUUUCUGUCAAUUGCACCAAAUCAUGGGACGGACGACUCCGACCUCAGGUGGGUGACGUUGUUGUCCAAAAGAUUUCCAUCCAAGGCCAGAUUGACAUGUUCAUGAAGAUUGUCGAGGUCUGUAACAACGGGUCGGAGCUCUCGACAAACUUCCAGUACUCCACUCGUCUGAGAGUCUCCUCCAAUGCUUUUACCAUUUCUAACACCCAAAACCUGUUCAUUGCUGUUGGCUGCGAUACAUAUGCAUUCCUUUAUGGUAACCAGAACAAUGAAAAUUUCUCCAUGGGCUGCAUGUCCAUUUGCCAGAAUCAAAGCAUUGUUUUGAAUGGGAGUUGCUCUGGAAUGGGUUGUUGCUGGUUAGAGAUCCCGGAAAGAUUGAGCAAUAUCAGGUUGGAAGUACGUACACAUAGCUACAGAAAUCACACAAAAGUAUUGAACUUCAAUCCCUGCAGCUAUGCUUUCGUUGUUAAGAAACAACUGUUCAAGUUCUCCCCCAUUUAUCUUUCCAGUCUCCAAAUUAAUAGAACCAUUCCGAUGGUACUUGAUUGGACGAUCGGCAAUGAAAGGUGUAAGUAUGCUCAGCUCAAGACUGAUUACAUAUGUGGAGGGAACAGCACAUGUGAUGAUCCUGAAAAUGGCUAUGGAUACCGUUGCCAGUGCAAGAAGGGUUACGAGGGCAACCCCUACCUCCCACUUGGUUGCAAAGAUGUUGAUGAGUGCAUUUCACUUGAGAAACCUUGCGCUGGUCGUAAUGCAAGAUGCAUCAACACUGAUGGAAGUUACACAUGUGCUAGUACAGGCCUUGGGGUAUUAUUUCUACUUAUUGGUGGAUGGGGGUCAUACAAAGUGGUGAAAAAAAGGAAAAGGAUUGAACGUAGGAAAGAGUUCUUCAAACGAAAUGGCGGACUGUUGUUACAACAUCAAAUAUCUCAAAGUGAAUUGAAUGUUGAGAACACGAAAUUAUUUAAUUCAAAGGACUUGGAGAGAGCCACAGACCAUUUUAAUGUUAAUAGAAUACUUGGUCAAGGAGGACAAGGCACUGUUUACAAAGGUAUGUUAGACGAUGGAAGAAUUGUUGCUGUGAAAAAGUCAAAGAUAACUGAUGAAGGAAAGCUUCAAGAAUUCAUUAAUGAAGUUGUCGUUCUUUCACAAAUUAAUCAUAGGAACAUUGUUAAACUACUAGGUUGUUGCUUGGAGACAGAAGUGCCUUUACUAGUGUAUGAAUUUGUUCCUAAUGGUACUCUCUCGAAAUAUCUAAGUGAUCAAAAUGAGGAGUUUCCACUAACAUGGGAUAUGCGCUUACGAAUUGCCAUAGAAAUUGCAGGAGCUCUCUACUAUUUACACUCAGAAGCUUCAUUACGCAUUUACCAUCGAGACAUUAAGUCAACGAACAUUCUCUUAGAUGAUAAAUAUAGGGCAAAACUAGCAGAUUUUGGGACUUCAAGAUCUGUUGAUAUUGAUCAAACUCACUUGACUACACUAGUGCAUGGAACUUUUGGAUACUUGGAUCCGGAGUAUUUUCAAUCAAGUCAAUUUACAGAAAAGAGCGAUGUUUAUAGUUUUGGUGUUGUCCUUGUUGAGCUUUUAACAGGAGAAAAAGCUGUCUCUUUGACAAGGGCACCAGAACCCAGAGGUUUAGCCUCGUAUUUUAUUGACUCGAUGGAAGAAAACAAUUUGUUUGAUAUUCUUGAUAAACGAAUUCUGAAGGAAGCUGUAGAAGAAGAGCUCAUUGCAGUCGCAAACCUUGCAAAAAGGUGCCUGAGCUUGGAUGGAAAGAAACGACCUACGAUGAAAGAAGUCUCAAUGGAGUUGGAGGCAGUAAAAAUAUCACAAAAAGCUUCAAGCCUUGAAAUGUUAAAAAGAGAUGAUAGGCCUACUGUGAAGGAGGUGGUGGUGAUGCUGGAUGGACUAAGAGGUAAAGGAAAGCAAACAAGGAAAGAAGCUAAUCUCAACGAAGAAGAGACAGAGCAUUUGCUUAGUUCAUCCGCACGGUACUCUUUAAACAUUGAUGUUGGUGUUGGCUAUUCUUCCGCAAGUACCAUUUGA